AUGGCAGCCAUAAGAAAUGUCACGCAUUUUAUUUGCGGUGGCACGCUAAUUCACAAACGCUUUGUGUUAACUGCUGCGCAUUGCAUAUAUAGGCAGGGAAUCCUAUUUGUUUGGUUGGGAGCAUAUAACAGAAAUGAACCAACAAAACGGAGAAAUGUCUCAAAAGCAUUGACACAUCGUUUGUACAACGGACAGCCUGUAAAUGGUUAUGAUAUAGGCCUGCUCAAGUUGUCCAGCAGCGUCGUCUACAAUGUUCGCAUUCAUCCAAUCUGCAUAGUUUUGGAUAGAAAUAUUAAGAACGAUGUAGAAACAAUGGCCACCUUCAAAGCCUUCGGCUGGGGAUUAACUGAAUACAGGGGAUACGAAAGUGAUAUUCUACAAACCAUCGUCAUCGACCAUUUAGAUCGAACAAAGUGCGUAAGGGGACUGGGAACAAUGAGUCUCAGUCUAACCCAGCUAUGUGCUGGCUCUUCAUCCGGGGACACUUGUGAGGGCGAUUCAGGUGGUCCAUUGACCAACAAGAUCGUUCUUAAUGGAAGCGUUCGCGAAGCUCAGUUCGGGAUCGUGAGCAUUGGCACCCAAUACUGCGAUGGACUUGGAGUUUACACCGAUGUGACAAGCUACGUGGACUGGAUUGAGGCUGUCAUUCAAAGGUUUGAUACUGAGGAGCAAUCAGAGUCCCCAGGAAUCAAGCAAAUUCCUCUACAGCCUCGCAUGGAUCAAGAUAUGUGGUUGUACGGAGACUGUGGUGGAAAUACCAUAGCAUCUCAUUUACAGGCAAGGAUUAAUGGACCUAAUUUGAUGGCCCAGGGCGUGAUGAUAACGGACCUCGGAGUGAAACCGAUUUGCAUGCUUGCGAACCUAGAAGACCAGCAGGAGGCAACGUCCACUCCAACUUUUACUGUAUUUGACUUUGUGCAAGCUGGAGGACGCAAAAGAAUUUUUGAUUACGGUGUUUCACUUAUUAACCACUACCAAUGUUCACUCGGCAUCCAGGACGCAAUAGAACCAGAUCAACUUUGUGUGGAAACUCCUCGCGGAAUAAGUCAGAAUUUUGGAAAACCUGGCGACGUUUUGGGUAAAAAGAUUCUGCUUUCGGGAAAGGAACGAAUCUUCAACGGAAAGGAUGCAUUCGUUGAAGACGCCGCCUGGAUGGCAGCCAUAAGAAAUGCCACAGAUUUUAUUUGCGGUGGCACGCUGAUUCACAGACGUUCGUAUUUUGAUACAGAGCAAGAUUGGAAUAUAAUAUAA
Molecule: messenger RNA, 1251 nt
Organism: Drosophila takahashii
Lineage: Eukaryota; Metazoa; Arthropoda; Insecta; Diptera; Drosophilidae
Source: RefSeq, a predicted model, not a curated record